CUCUCUCUCUCUCUCUCUCUCUCUCUCUCUCUCUCUCUCUCUCUUUCUAACAUGCUAAAAAUAAAUACUUUUCCCUAAUAAACGAAACAUCAGCUUUAAAAAAAAUCACACUAUUAAUCACGCCGACCAUCAGGGUUAAAACAUGCACUUGCACGCAACAUUGGCAUACAACUGUUUGGACACAAGCACAGCCCGAAUCACGAACAUGCACCACUGGCAAUACAAAAUCCAACCCAACGCACGGUUCACCCAUUUUAGCAGCGACGUUACCAUGGUGAGGAUGGCAAACCAAAACUAAAUAUUUUCACACACCCGAAUAAAGCCGUGUAAAAGUAUGCACCACCGCUAAUGUACGGGGCCAAUGUGUUUGUUUGUUAUCAUCGUUCUUCUAUCUGCCGUUGACGCGUGUGGACGUGGAUAAGGUGCGGGUUUCGGGCCGCAGACUGGCUUCCCGUAACAUUAAGGCACAGAACAGUGUAAUUGAAGUGUGUUGAAGGUCUGGGCAUAGUUUGGUGUAAAAAUAUUAUUCGCUGUUUUUUUUUCUUUCUGAGCAAGACAUACUACCAAAAAACGGUUGCAACGGCCACUUCCAUUCACAGCCAAAAAGUGUUCCCAGAAGGGCGUGUGUUUGUGUGUUGGUUUGUUCGGUCGUGUGUCCUUGCAGUGCUUUAAAUAAAUUCUAAGUACAAACUACACAACCGAAAAGGAGAUGGCAAAAUCGGCAUCCUUUCUGUUCGAGGUCCGGCCACGGUCGGUUUCGAUCAAAGCGAAACCCGUUCGUAGUGUCAAAAGUGCUUCGGCUGCAAUGCGACCCGUUCCAGCAUUUUCGAUCGAAUCGCUCCAGAAGAACACCUACGUAAUGGGGCCACCGAAGGCGCAGAAACAACGAUACAUGAUACAACCGAAGGCGACAUCGUUUAGGAUGUAUUACGAACGGGGCGAUUUACCGAUCAAGAUGGAGUAUCUGACCGGUGGUGACAAGAUUGCCUGGACGGUCGACAUCGAUAAGCUCGAUUACGGACUGUAUCUGCCGCUGUUUUUUGAUGGGCUGUCGGAAACACGCCACCCCUACAAAACGUACGCCCGGCAGGGUGUACAGGACCUGUUGGCACACGGUGGCGACAAGAUCUAUCCCGUCAUUCCGCAGCUUAUUAUUCCGAUUAAGAAUGCACUCAACACACGCAACGUGGAAGUAAUGUGCGUUACGUUGAAAAUAAUUCAGCAGCUCGUAAUGUCGUCGGAUCUGAUCGGGCCAGCCCUUGUACCGUUCUAUCGCCAGCUGCUACCCAUGUUUAAUGCUUACAAGGUGAAAAACAUCAACUCGGGCGAUGCCAUCGAUUACGGCCAGAAGAACAACAUGAACGUGGGCGACCUAAUUGACGAAACGUUGCAGGUGCUGGAGCGGCACGGUGGCGAGGACGCUUUCAUCAACAUUAAGUACAUGGUACCGACGUACGAGUCAUGCUAUCUAAAUUAAACCACCACCGGUAUAGGUCGAGUGACCGGGUGCGGUUCGUUUGGUGGAUCGAUUCCCGUGUGAAACGCGCAGGAGACGCCAACGUGAGGACAUUCUCACAGACACCCGGUUCCCGGUGAGUCGUUUGUCAAGUGUCAAAGCAUUUACGCUUUUCGAUACAGUGGCGCAAUGGAGGAAAAGGGCAACGAGAAGAUGACGCACACGCAACACACAACACUUACACAAUUACACGAUCGACGUACGCAGCAUAUUGUGCCAAAAAUUAGAGUAAUGAACCUAUCGAUUGCCCGUUUAUAGUAAUAUACGUACAUACACGUUGCCGCACAUACCCACAUACCCAGGAAUCAGAAGUGUAGAUUAGGUGCAAUUGAAUCGUUAUAGAUAGGACGAUUCGUUAUAGAAGGUAGUCGUCUGCUAGGUAAUGAAAUUGGUGUGUUCUUUAGGUUAGAAAAAGGAAAAAAAGGCAUUUUUUUUGUUUUAGAUACUCACGAACUUUAGUAAUAGUACGAACGAAGCACAAAAAAUGUAAACCGCACACAUACGAACGUAAGUUAUACUGUUUAUAGAUCAAUUGACUUUGGACUUGGCGAAACUCGUGGGUUGUCAGUAAAGUGAUGUUACACUUUUCUGUUACUCCUAAAGAAUAGAAUCCUUUUGUUAAUUAUCCCUUUUAUAAAGUUUGAUAAAAAAAACAUUGAUAAUACCAGUUCAAUCUCUUAUCAACCUUUUUUGUCAUUACCUCUUUUUUAAAAUCAUAAUUCCCUAAUCAACCUUUUUGACUUUAGUUGCAUCAUUUGCAGUUUUUUUUAGAUACAAGAACGUUCUUUGGUUAGGUUGGUUCUUUGUAUUGUGUUAUGGAAAAAGAAAUCCAAUUUGUUUUCGUCAUAAAUGUAGAAAAUCACAGAAAUAUUCGAUCGACCACAAAAUAGUUUUAAACCAUUUGUGCAAAGUUGGAUUUCAAAAGAAACUCGACCAAUUAACACAAAAACAAAACAUAGUGGAUCGAAUUUCCAAUCUGCAAGGCAUUGGCAAAACAGUUACUGGAUAUUAAAACUAAGUCAAAUACGCCAAUAUGGUAUGAAUUCGAUUGUGGUCUUUGUGUGGUUAAAUAGCUUCAAUAGUGGACAAACCAAAUGUUUUACGCUGUACGUGGUGUGACUGGAAGAGAAUCUUAUAUUAUGAGUUGCUUCCGUACGGUCUAAUACUAAAUUUAGAUUUCUACUGUCAUUAACUGAAUCGUUUGAAGCGACUGAUUGAACAGAAACUGAAAAAAUUGUCAAACAUGAAAUGUCGGCUACACAUGUCAGAAACUUUAGGUCCUUGGUUUAUAAUUCUAAAUGCAACCAUCCCGUGGUCCGGACCUAGCAGCUAAAGAUUACCAUCUUUUUCUUGCAUUUCAAAAACAUCUUAGGUGAUCUGAAAUAGAGUUCAAGGGAAGAUAAUGAAAAUCGUUUACUAGAGCUUUUCGUCAGUAAGAACCAAGAAAUGUAUGAGAGACGCUACUUUUAAAAUGGCGCUGUUCACGAGAAGUAAGAAAUAAACAUGAGAUCGGACAUUAAAGACAAUGUGGCAUAUCAGAUCAGACUAGCGAUCAGUAAUCUUUAAAGAAUAACCUUCAAGAACCUCGAUGCUUUUAGCUCUGCAUUCUAACAUCUGACCUUAUAUUGAUUGAAGGGUUUUGUUAAAAUGAAAGAAAGGAGAGACAAAACUAACAUUGAGGAGUCAAACAAUAUGGGUCUGAUCUCUUAGAGUAAGAGCUAUCAGUUACGAUCGCCAUCUCCCAACUAUCACGGGUCCGAGUAAUUCAAGGACGGAAUAUCGAAAAGGAAGGGCAUCAAACUGAGAUACAUUGGCGUCGGUCGCUUUUUUUUCUUAAGGAACAUCCUUUUAGGUGACAUCAGCUGCAAAAGGUCAGAUCCUAAGGAUGUAUGGCAGUAGCUGACAAAUUCGACCCCUGAUUAAUUUAUUGUUCUAAACGAUUCUCAACACAACUCAAUAUCUAUUUUUCUUCGUUUGCUUCUGUGAUGAGAUUUAGGCUAUUUAUGUCCCGAUAAAUAACUCCAAUGGCUAUAUUUUUUUCCAUAUUUAAAAUGAAAAGUUGCAAUAACUUAUUUCGUGUGACAAGAUUCAUCAUGGUGCAAUUUUUCGUUUAAGUGCAUCGCUUUCUAAAAUACACACCCAAACCCAACAAUAUUUUCAGACAACCUUACAGAAUGACGAAACGAAACAUGAAAAAAAAUAUGUAAAAACAAAAAAAAAUCUUUCUUCUUUUCGGGUCACUUAAUUUCAAAGCAAUAAAGAAAGAAAAAUAACAAACA
Messenger RNA from Anopheles funestus (African malaria mosquito), 3795 nucleotides. Its product is annotated as parkin coregulated gene protein homolog. The transcript has 5 exons. The coding region runs from base 710 to 1477 and encodes 255 amino acids. NCBI's taxonomy places the organism in Eukaryota, Metazoa, Arthropoda, Insecta, Diptera, Culicidae. Gene Ontology annotation, molecular function: Hsp90 protein binding; Hsp70 protein binding. The record is from RefSeq and is a predicted model, not a curated record.